AUGUUGAAAGUGAAGACUUCUGACGACAAAUUGAUUGAAAUCGGCCACAAUGUGAUCCAAAGAUCGAAAACUCUCAGCGAUGUAUUUCACAACAGCAAAGGAGAUUCAAAUGCUAUAUAUUCAUUGGCAACAAUAAAUUCAAAUGCAGUCUAUCUCAUUAUCGAAUGGUGCGAACACCACAAAGAUGUUCCGAUUCCUGCCGAAGAACAGUGCGAGUGGGAAUUUACUGACUUCGACAAGAACUUUUUUGAAAGCCUGGUUGAUGGAGAAGCUUUCCAAGUCGUCACUGCUUCCUCUAUCUUGGAUAUGAAGAGUCUAAUGGGUGCUGGAUGUAAAUAUAUCGCUAAUUUGGCAAAAGGCAAAUCUCCGGAUGAAUUGAGACUCGUGUACGGAAUCCCAACUGAUUCAGAUGAUGACGAACAACAUUCUAUCAGGAUGCAGUAA
This is a messenger RNA of Caenorhabditis remanei, 444 nucleotides long. RefSeq lists its product as uncharacterized. Gene Ontology annotation, biological process: SCF-dependent proteasomal ubiquitin-dependent protein catabolic process. Lineage: Eukaryota; Metazoa; Nematoda; Chromadorea; Rhabditida; Rhabditidae. The record is from RefSeq and is a predicted model, not a curated record. Bases 1 to 444 code for a protein of 147 amino acids. The transcript has a single exon. Gene Ontology annotation, molecular function: cullin family protein binding. Gene Ontology annotation, cellular component: nucleus; cytoplasm.